AUGGCGUUUCCGCGGUCGAGGGAGGCGGCGGGGUGGCGUUCCCGCGGCUUCAGGGAGGAGUCGGGGUGGCAUGUUGCAGGUAACUCUGGUGAGAAUGAGGGGAGUAAGAAGGCUAAGAAGAAGAUUAAGAAGAAGAAGAAAGGCAAUCUAUGUGGCUUUAAGUCAAGGUUUAACUCAAAAAGGCUGGCUCAGAUUGGGAAGCAAAUAUCACCGGAAAAACAGAGAAUCAUAAGGGAGGGACCGUUUGGAGACUUGUUGGACAUCCGGUCUUUCAAGGUGCCCCAUGAGCUCAUUGAGUUUGUUGCGAUGAACACGAAUCACGUACUCUCUGAGUUCAAACACAAGAACAAAUCUAUCAUCUUCAGCAAGCUUAUGGUGAAAAGGAUUUUCAACGUGCCAUCCGGUGAUAGACCCGUGAAGAUUCUAAAGAAGAGUGAUGAACAUGAUCUUCGCAACAUUUACAAGGAGGGGAACAGGGCUCCAAUCGCCCAUGUUGUCAAGUUGCUCACUAGUUGCAGUGAGGAGGACGUGGAUAUGAUAAAUAGGACUUGGGCACUCCUUGCGUUGGCAACAGUUUUGUGCCCAGGCACGGGCAAUAUGGUGAACCUUGAGUAUCUUGCUUCCUUGGAAGAUAUGUCUUUGGUGCAUGAGUUCGCUUGGGAUGAGCACUUGUUGGCACGAGCGAUGGAGGAGGUUGGAGUCUUUCAAGAGAAGAAGAGGAUGCAAGCAAACGCAGAAAAAGAGUUCCAGAUUGCUUCAUGCCUCCCCAUGUUAGCGAUCAUAUACAUGGAUCAUGUUGAUAUCCCGGCUGGCCUCCCAAAUGAGCAUGCUAUUGAUUAUUCCGUGCCGAGGAUACGUUUUGUUUGCCAAAAGGAUUUUGAGUGGCUGGAUAAAGUUGACAAGAACAAGCUCACUCUUAUCCAACCUUUCUACGGGAAACACACCCAUAUCCGGAGUUUGUGCAACACCCCCUAUGCAGCACAACUUGUGGGACAGGAAGUUGGUGCUGAAGCAGCUAGUGGGCAGGGAGGUGGUGCUGAAGCACCUAGUGGCCAAGGAAUUAGUGGCCAAGGAAGCCAAGUUCAAGGUGCUGAAAAUCAAGCAAAGAACUCUCAAUCAAAUGAGGCUCAACAAAAUGUUGAUGCUGAACCACACCUAUCAUCAUCGCUAAACGAGUGGCUGCAGCAAUCAUUCCCUAGCAUGCAAGAUCUAAGGGUACCAACUCAGUUUCAAAUGCUUUACGACAAGCACAAGGGUUUUUUUGCAGCGGAGGUGGAUGAUGUUGUAGGCAAGUUUGGACAGUGUUUAAAGGGAUUGCAGUGCAGCCGGAUGGCUGCCCUCCUUCGCGAUGUUGGAGACGCCGUCACAGCUACCAGUGAGCCCAACUUCUCCUUCGAAGCACCUAUCAUGGACGAAUGUCGCGGAAAAGAGAAUGAUGCUAAAGCUGCAAAUGAUGGCAUUGGUGCUCAAGCUCAAGCUGAAGGUACAACACCUAGCAUUAACAAGGAUGAAGUCACCGGAUUGAAGCAACAAGUAGCAACCGAGGCUGCUGAAACUCGUGAGCAACAACGAGUGAGUUUCGAGAUGGAAGGGAACGUCUCACCUCACAGCCCCCCACUCUUCUAUGAUGCACCCAGGAGUGCGACAGCUGGCAUUUGGGACGACGAACCAUCCUGUGAGUUGUUCCCAAAGGGCUCCGAAGACUACGAGAUGAUGCAUUGCACGGAUGAGCCUAUAACCAAGAAAAGCACAGUCAGCCCCAUUUUUGAAAACAUCCCCGUGUUCCCUGUUUCAGACGAUGAUGACAGCCCAACUCCUAAUAUGGUCGCUACAUAA
This is a messenger RNA of Triticum dicoccoides, 1836 nucleotides long. RefSeq lists its product as uncharacterized. The transcript is spliced from 6 exons. NCBI's taxonomy places the organism in Eukaryota, Viridiplantae, Streptophyta, Magnoliopsida, Poales, Poaceae. Bases 1 to 1836 code for a protein of 611 amino acids. The record is from RefSeq and is a predicted model, not a curated record.